This is a messenger RNA of Annulohypoxylon truncatum, 2169 nucleotides long. RefSeq lists its product as uncharacterized. The record is from RefSeq and is a predicted model, not a curated record. NCBI's taxonomy places the organism in Eukaryota, Fungi, Ascomycota, Sordariomycetes, Xylariales, Hypoxylaceae. The transcript has 3 exons. The coding region runs from base 344 to 1984 and encodes 546 amino acids.
GCAGCUGACGAGCUGAACGGGCCUCUUCCCCCGCGGUUUCUUGGAAAGUGCAAUAAAAGGAAAGACUAUGAGUGAUAGCACAGCCACUACUAUAUUAUACAAGGCCCCCUUAGGACUACUUCGUAAGCUAUUGGAGCGGCUGAAAGUGGUCAGUUGAUUUAUAUAUCUCUAUCGAUGUCGUGUGAAACAUACCCGCAUACCUACAUACCUACUUGCUUUUCCUAUUUCAUAUGGCUAGGUAUGAUUACUGCUAUACUAUAAUAUACUCUAUACCCCACAUCUACGUCUAUACUUCUAUACAUACCUAGCUUACCAACACACUCGUCCCUCUCAGCCCUUCGGAAUGGACCAGGCGAACCUAGCCGCGGCGUGGCUCUCGUUCGCCGCCACGGCGGUCGGUCUCGGAGGCUUGAUCUCGCAGGCAAGCGCCAUAAAUGACCAGCUGGACCCGUACCACGCCAACCGCACGGCCGAGUACCUGGGGAUAUGGUUCCAGCGACAGCAGCGGUUCCCCUGGUGGCGCAUCGCGAAGCCGCCGCCCCUGGGCCCCGUCAUCAGCGCGCACAUGGCCGACGGCUUCUGCGGCGUCAACGUGCUGCACCUCGCGCGCAUCCCCGUCGUGUCGCCCGGCCGCGCCGGCUGGUCGACUAUCCUGGCCAUGUUCAACCACGAAGCGCCUGUGCUUCUGCCGGGUAUGUCCGGUUUUGUUUCGGAUAGCGAUGUGGAGAAGGGGAAAGGGGGUGCGAGGGUGGAAGUGGGAGGAGUAUCGCCGCCGAAGAGCGCGGGGAGCAGCGCGAGUACUGCAACGGGCGAGGCGCUGGAUGUGGGGCGUAGCGCGAGUUGGCCGCAGUUGGAGCGCAGGGCGUUGAAGAGGCAUCAGACGUACGCGUGUAUCGUGAUCUCGCGGACGACGCUGAUCACGAUGCUGGUUGUGACGAAUGGACGCCCCGUGUUCCAGUACAGCGACGCUACAGGGUUCCGGGCGGGCUAUGCGUCGUAUUGCGGGCAGUGGUACAUAACCUGGCCCAUAGGCCAAGAAGCCAUCGUCAAGUUCGCCGCGCACGACAGCAUCGGGUCGACAGAGGUGCUCCCGCGCUCCUUCGCGCAGCGCGUCGACCGCUGCGGGCAGAUGGCCUCGGGCGUCGUCUGCUCGCCCUCUUCCACCAGCACCUCCUUCGCCGUCGGCUUCUGCGGCCGCAAGCCGGGCGGCGACUACCGCCUCGAGCACGCGCCCAAGGGCUUCCAAGGCGCGCAUUCCGGCCGUCACCUCUAUAACAUGAUGGGCGGCAAGGCCUUCGAGGUCGACUUCCUCGACGCACGGGAGGUCUCCUACAUCGAUCCCGACUUCGCCGCCGCCGUGUAUAACGGGUACGAGAGCGGGUUUCUGCCCAGCGGAACGCAAGGGCAGAGGAAAGCGGAAAGGGACGUAGUGCUCAACCUACCAGGCAAGCAAGACGGCCGACUCACAGUCCGCAUGCUCGUCCCCGCCCCCGAGGCGCGCGUCCUGCGCCAGGCGCUGGAUUGCCUGCCCUGGACCUCGCUGUCGUGGAGCGCGCACCGCGGGCUAAGGGACGUGCUCCUCGCGUUCGGGAAGCCGAUCAUGGAUCUGCACCGGGCCGCGCUCGCGGACAUCGUGAAGCGCACCGUGGCCGAGCGGCCCGACGCGUUCCGCGCGCGCGGCUGGGACGCGGGGUUCGUGCGCGAGAACAUGGGGCUCAUGGGGUCGAGCGCGGUGCUGGCCGGCCGCGGCAACUCGGGCGACGCCGUGCGCGUCGUGACCGACGUCGUCGCCGCGUACGUCGGCGACUGGGACGUCGGCAGGCUGGACGAUGUGGUCUUCUGGCGCCGCGAGGACGUGCGCGAGGUGAGGGAGUUGGAUAAGCAGGCCGUCGUGGCGCUGACGAAACUAUUCGUCCUGGAGUGGAGCCAGGAGUUCGAUUAUCAGCUUUACCACCACUUGCCUAUAUCGCUUUAUUUCGGGUGAUGGGCUUGAUCUGGUAUAGAAAAUAGGUAUGAAAGACGAAAAAGAGGCUAGACAUUGGUUUGGGUUGGUGCCUUUGGGAUUUGGGGUAUGGUGAAGAUACGAGCAUAUAAUGGAGAUUGCAUGGUCGGGAGGCUUAGUACAUAUAUGUUUAGCAAAGCGUAGAUAUCCCUAUUCAUCAUUUUUCC